Molecule: messenger RNA, 2150 nt
Organism: Cuscuta campestris
Lineage: Eukaryota; Viridiplantae; Streptophyta; Magnoliopsida; Solanales; Convolvulaceae
Source: the annotation of a GenBank genome assembly
CGAUAUCUCGCGGGCACGUUGAAUGUAGGUCUUUGGUAUCCCAAAGGUUCAACAUGUCAUCUUGUUGGCUAUUCCGACUCGGAUUUUGCAGGUUGCAAACUCGAUAGGAAAAGUACCAGCGGUACUUGCCACUUAUUCGGUCAUUCGCUAAUCUCGUGGUUUAGUAAGAAGCAGGGAGAGUUUCUUCCACAUUCGGAACGAACUUGGAAUUUUGGAUAUCUAUAUGAACUAAUCCAUUCUUUUUAUUGACUAUACUAAUUUGAGCGUCGGAGGCGCGAUAAAUUCUUUUUUGCAGGGCUUUUUAGGUGUCUCUUCCCUUGGUAUUCAACCAAAUUGGACUUGAUGUUUUUUUUCUGUCAAUUAAGUUUUAAUCGAUAACUCCUCGAAGAGAAAUUGAUUAGUCGCCUCUGUCCCUCUUAAUCGAUUACUUGACUUUUGUUAAUCGAUUAAAAUCUGAAACUUUUUGCUCUGCGUCACUUUAAAUCGAUUAAUUUGGUUACAUUAAUCGAUUAGACUCAUCUGUCCAUCUUAAUCGAUUAACCACGUUUGCUUAAUCGAUUAAUAGCUUGAAAUGCAAACGUUUGGUUCAGCUCCGCGUUUAAUCGAUUAAAAUGCUUCAUUUAAUCGAUUUUGCCUAGGCUCUGUUCCGUAAUCGAUUAAAUACUUUCUUUUAAUCGAUUAAUAUUCGAUUUAUGCCCUUAUAUCCAGCCCAGGCUUCGUCUUCUUCGCCAUUCUCUUGUUAAGAAAUCAGAAACCCUAACACCUUCCCUUCUCCAAUCUUUCUCAAAUUUCUUCCAUCUUCUCACCAAAUCCCAUCAAUUUCAAAGAGGAAGGAUGCCAAGGUGCAAGAACGCUUCAUCGCGUCAAGAAUCGGCGGCAGAGGAGAGUGAGAGGCCAUGGCGUCGUGAAGGGAGCAAGUAUAUUCACAUUCAAACCGGACUCGCCUUCAACACUGGGCUUCAGUCGAGAGGUUCCACACCAUCUUCCUCACGAAGGAGAUCGUCUCUCCUAAGAUCGUGAAUAAGGACCUCUUCAAAUCGGCGACCUAUGCCCCGAGUAAGUCUCUUCUCCUUCAGCAAGGUUUGCUUCGUUUCAUCCAUUUGAUGUAUGACUUCUUUUGUCCAAAUCUUAUGCGUCAAUUUUAUGCAAAUCUUCGUACCACUAAGGGAGACUCGCCAUCUCUCAUUUCCUAUGUUGACGGCAAAACCGUUUUCAUUGACGGUGCCGGUUUGACUUCUUUGUUUGGCCUUCGUCGCGGUGAAAUUACCGAAAACUUGGAUGAAACAUUCCAAGAUGAGGCAAUUUGGCGACAACUCGGGUUAGAUCAUCGUGACCUGAAGUUUAGAAAUUCUAGCAACCCGAGUGUCAUUAAUCUCACUUUAAUUCAACACGUCCAACAGUACAUCUUCUCAUAUGUUUUGUUGCCCCGUGAUUCGAACCGUGGCGUUGUCAACAAGGACGAUAUUCGUUUGUUUCACGUCCUGUUGAACGAUGUCAAAUUUGAUUGGGUUCACUUCUUUAUCGUUGCACUUAGCGAUGGCACUCGUUUUUCCCAUCUCCAUUUUGCCAUCCCCAUUAUGCAUAUCCUUGCUCAUUGCAAAAUAGACUUUACUCGGGACACUCAGGUGCCGGUCAAGAAGACGUGUUUCAUCACUGAAGCCAAGUUUUCCCAGAUCGUGUAUCGAGAGGAGGGCGAUGCUGCACCAAAUCUGGACCUAAUAGCCGCAGAAGAAGAAGAAGAAGAGAGCCAAAACGAGACUCAAGCUGAAUCAUCUCGAGCCGGAGGAAGUCAAGCCACGGAGCGCGUCACUCGUCAACGGAGGACUCGUCCAAGAGAAGAAGCACCAGAACCAUCUUGGGUGAAGAAGAUCUUCGAUACUCUCACGUGCAUCCAAGAUGACGUUCGCCAGCUCAACGAGAGGAUGACUCGUUUUGAGCAAUCCCGCUCCUACCGUGGCCCAUGUCACAGCUUUAGCGGAGGAGCUCGUCCGGCGAACUCUCUUUGAUUGUUAUUUUCUUUCCCUCUUGACUGAUUAUGAUACAUUGUUAUUUGUUAUGACUCUUUUGGUGGAUGAUGAUGUUUCCUUUCGAUGAUGCUAGUUGAUAUUAACUGCUUGUGUAUUAAUAUCAUUGUUGGCUUGGCAAUAUUG